Nematostella vectensis (starlet sea anemone) is the source of this 2089-nucleotide messenger RNA. RefSeq names its product sorbitol dehydrogenase. Gene Ontology annotation, molecular function: zinc ion binding; L-iditol 2-dehydrogenase (NAD+) activity. Bases 49 to 1104 code for a protein of 351 amino acids. The record is from RefSeq and is a predicted model, not a curated record. Gene Ontology annotation, biological process: D-sorbitol catabolic process. Lineage: Eukaryota; Metazoa; Cnidaria; Anthozoa; Actiniaria; Edwardsiidae. The transcript has 7 exons.
CCAGACCACAAUCCAUUGCAGCACUUCCUUCUAUUGUUCUCUAGCAAGAUGGCGUCCGAUGACAACUUAGCCGCAGUUCUUCAUGGAAUAGAUGAUCUACGACUAGAGGAACAUCCGGUAAAACCGCCCGGCCCCGGAGAGGUCCAGAUCUCCAUGCAUACGGUCGGUAUCUGUGGCUCAGAUGUGCAUUACUGGAAGCAUGGAUGCAUUGGGGACUUUGUCCUCACUGCACCCAUGGUCCUGGGUCAUGAGUCAAGUGGCGUCAUCUGUGCUGUCGGAGAGGGCGUGUCUGAUCUCAAGGAGGGUGACCGUGUUGCCAUUGAGCCUGGUACUCCCUGCAGGACCUGUUCCUAUUGUAAGAAAGGGCGCUAUAACCUGUGUGCCAAGAUGAAUUUCUGUGCCACCCCUCCCUACCAUGGGUCGUUGUGUCGACGCUAUAAUCACCAGGCAGACUUCUGCUAUAAACUCCCAGACCAUGUCAGCCUGGAGGAAGGCGCAUUGCUUGAGCCGUUGUCCGUUGGUGUCCAUGCCUGCAAUAGGGCGGGUAUAACUAUUGGCAGUAAUGUUCUUGUGUGUGGAGCCGGGCCUAUUGGACUGGUGACUCUUCUCACAGCAAAAGCUUGUGGAGCCAGUAAAGUUGCGAUCACAGAUCUGGAUGAAGGCCGACUCAAGAAAGCCAGAGAGCUUGGAGCAGACUAUACCAUUAAGGUGGAAAGCAGGGAUGGUCGCGAUAUGGCCAGGAAAGUCCAGGAACUCCUUGGUCCUGCCGACCAGACAGUGGAAUGCACAGGCGCAGAGUCCAGUAUCCACACUGGCAUCUAUGCUACCAAGUCUGGUGGUGUCCUGGUCAUUGUCGGUAUGGGCAAAUCCAAGAUAACCCUGCCUAUCGUGGACGCCCUGUGUAGGGAGGUUGACAUUCGUGGGAUAUUCCGCUAUGUAAACUGUUACCCCACUGCCUUGGCAAUGGUAGCGUCUGGCAGAGUGAAUGUCAAACCCCUCAUCACACACCACUUCAAGUUAGAGGAAAGUCUACAGGCGUUUGAAACAAGCAGGACAGGGGCUGGCGGCGCCAUCAAAGUCUUGAUCCACUGCAACAAGGAAUAAUUCACAGAAAUAAGGAAAUGUCCACUGAAAUAAGGGAUUAUCCACUGAAAUAAGGAAUGAUCUACUAAAAUAAGGAAUGAUCCAUAGAAGUAAGGAAUGAUCCACAGAAAUAAGGAAUGAUCCACAGAAAUAAGGAAUGGUCCACAGAAAUAAGAAAUGGUCCACAGAAAUAAGGAAUAGUCCACAGAAAUAAGGAAUGGUCCACAGAAAUAAGGAAUGGUCCACAAAAAAAAGGAAUGACCCACUGCAAUGAGCAAUGAAAAUAGUACUAGAUGGUGAUGUCAACGAGAACAUUUGUUUUUUACUUCUCGCAAUGAUUUAAUCGCUCUAAAAAUCAUCCCAAAUUUAUUUUAAACAUUUUGUUUUGAUUUUUUUGUUAACUUAAAAUUUUCAAGACAGUAAUCCCAUUAAUACCAUUGACACUCCCGAAUAAUGCUGAAUUAAGCAUCCAUUUCCAUCAAUCAAGCGAGUAACUGAAACCGCAUUCAUUAUUUGUAUUUAGAUAUUUGAACAAUAACAAAGGAGUGGCUGGCUGAUCGACGAUUUUAAAGGCACAGCUUUGACAUAUCAGAAAUUGGGAAAAAGACAGCUCUGCCCCAGGCGUUCUUACCUUGCUCUCUGAUCGGGUUUCCUGUGGUAGGUAAGAGUUGUGAUGUCACGGAAAGUUCGUCCCAGACUCUACUCUGCAUCACGGUUUAUCUCUGAGCACAGGAAACCCGGUAAGGACGCCUUGAGAAAUACGGUAUUUGCGGACAUUUCAAGCGUUUUGUAUAAUAGGGAUGGAUGGUGUAGAUUCCUGUCGCGUGUGACAUAACAGAACAAUUGAUAGUUAGCAGGAGAAUCACCACAAAAAAUUUUGAUGCUUGGAAUGUAAGUGUUAGUAGAAUUCAUGAAACCAUAAAUGUUAUGAACAACAAAAAAUAACUGUAUGAGAAAAUGAACUGAAGAUAUCUUAUUAUUAGGUGCAAUAAAUCAUUCACCAAAA